This is a messenger RNA of Aspergillus puulaauensis, 645 nucleotides long. Its product is annotated as phosphoribosylglycinamide formyltransferase. Gene Ontology annotation, biological process: 'de novo' IMP biosynthetic process. Gene Ontology annotation, molecular function: phosphoribosylglycinamide formyltransferase activity. Bases 1 to 645 code for a protein of 214 amino acids. The record is from RefSeq and is a predicted model, not a curated record. The transcript has 2 exons. Gene Ontology annotation, cellular component: cytoplasm. NCBI's taxonomy places the organism in Eukaryota, Fungi, Ascomycota, Eurotiomycetes, Eurotiales, Aspergillaceae.
AUGGAUCCUAUCCGUGUAACGGUUCUCAUAUCCGGCUCUGGAACAAACCUCCAAGCUGUAAUUGAUGACACAAAUCUCCCUGCAAAAAUCAUCCGGGUCAUCUCCAACCGCAAAGACGCCUACGGUUUGGAACGCGCGCGCCGCGCUGACAUCCCCACACAUUAUCACAAUCUCGUGAAAUACAAAAAACAGCAACCCGCAACACCGGAGGGCGUGCAGCGUGCAAGGGAGGAGUAUGAUGCCGAGCUCGCGAGACUGGUGCUAGACGAUAAGCCUGACUUAGUUGCUUGUUUGGGGUUCAUGCAUGUGCUUUCGGAGGGCUUCCUGGGACCGUUGGAGGCCAAGGGCCUUAGGAUUAUAAACUUGCAUCCGGCUUUGCCGGGGGAGUUUAAUGGGGCUAAUGCCAUUGAGCGGGCCCAUCAGGCAUGGUUGGACGGUAAGAUUGAAAGGACCGGAGUCAUGAUUCAUAAUGUGAUUUCAGAGGUGGAUAUGGGGAAGCCGAUUCUUGUAAAGGAAAUUCCGUUUGUGAAGGGCGUUGAUGAGGAUCUGCAUACGUUCGAGCAGAAAGUGCAUGAGAUUGAGUGGGGGAUUGUCAUUGAAGGGUUGCAGAAAACGAUUAAAGAGAUCCGCUCGGCGAAGUCAUAG